AAGGGUUGGGAUUAAAGGCCAGCCCUGGCCCAACAUUUCGUUUGUUUGUUUGUUUGGUGUGUAUGUGCUCUUUGGAAUGUAUACAUGCCAGCAUACAUGUGAAAGAUCGAGGACACCUUUUGAGAGUUGGGUCUCUUUCUGCGAUGUGAAUCCUGGAGAUUGAAUGUAGGUUGUCAGGCUUGGUUUAUGCUGAUCCUACUCACUGGCCCCUGUUUUUAUGACACCUUGUUUCUGGCUCCUUUAGGAUUUCUGUCAUUUUUUUGGUGCCAUAGUACUGUAUUCUCACUGUAAGGCAUAUCACCUCCCCCCUGUCCCAACCACAUCACUGUGGAAUUAGGGUAGGGCCUCGCCUCCUUAAGGUUGGAGUGCCUUGUCUGGGUUGCAGUGCCUGUCCAGAACCCUCCUGUAGGCUCUUGGGACAGAGUGGGUAGUGUAAGCUCUGUUUAACACUCCUCCCUUCCCUGGUGUAAAAGGGGGCUCUUCUGUGCUGAUGGAUGGUAGAGCCAAGACUCAUUCCUGGUCAAGAUCCUGAACACCUCUGCUGAUCCCAGGCAAGAUCCCUGGAUCAGAGGUGCCUGUACUUCAGUCUCCUCAGUGGGGCUCUUUGCUGAGUCCUUUUGCUGGUUGUCUCAUCUUGCUGAAGAUUCCUGGUGUGUGGUGUGUCAGCCAAUCCUCAGAUGAGAGUGCUGCUUUUUUUUUUUUUUUUUUAAAUAGGUCCUUUAUUUAAGUUCCUAGAGCCUCAGGUGCUACCCAUACCUACCUCCCCACAGAGUGGGACUCUGUAGAGUUAAUUUUGAAAAUUCCUUUCAGAAGAGGUGCCAACUACAUCCUCUCUGGGCCUCUUUUUCUAAAUCCUGCUCCAAAAUUCAGUGUCCAUGCAGUGGUUGCUCGUCACCUGUGAUUAGUGGAAAUGGAAAAAACUGAGCCAGGAAUGGCAGCGCACUCCUCUAACCCCAGCAUUUGGGAGGUCAGGGCAGGAAUGUGUGUUCAAAGCCAGCCUGAGCUGUAUUCUAAGAGCCUGUUCUUGGAAAGGGUACGAUCCUGUUUUUCUGUUGCACUGGUUGUAAGUACAUUAGGCUGACAGUGCGCUUUGAAACAUUCCCCACAUUGCACCUUCUGUUCUCUGGGUAUUCCUUUCCUUGUUAGUAAGGACCCUCAUAGCUGCCUGCCAGGUUGAAACUCUUGGUCCUGGGAGUAGGGCUGUUUCUGCUAAGAGCUACUUUGGGGCACCUCUGUCCUGUAUAGUUUUCAGAGCCUUGCUUUUUAGUAUACCCCUAGGGAGACUGCUUCUGCUGGCGGUUCAAAAAUCCUCUUCCCAUGUCCCUCCCUCUCCAGGUUGCCCUGUUUCAGAGUCAAGUUUUGUUGUGUGGACUUCUUUGGCUAUAACCUUCCCCUCCUCAGUCCUUUGUCCUCAGGCCCCUCCGAGUUAAGUUCACCUUUCUUCAGAAUAAAAGUAGGUGCCCCUCUGUUCAUUUUGGUUUCUGCCCUGAUGGGCUCAUGUUUCUGAGUCUAAAUUGCCAGUCUAUCUGAUAGGGAAUUCCUCCAUGUGUGCAGAUCUGCUCUCUCACAGCUAAGGUACCUUUUACUCUCUUAUCUUUGCAAGAUUUCUAUCUUCUCCCAGCCCUCUUGAGGUGCUGCUUCCUGCUCCCAAGUUUCUAUGACCGUUUUUAGUUUCAAGCUCUUCUGGUCAGGAGCAUUAUCUGUGUGGGCUCCAGGAUUCUACUGUGAAGUACAUUUCUUGGAAGUGUAAGACCCUCUUGUUUGACAUCCUGCCCUGUCCUGUAUGAGCGGGUCCAGGUCUUCAUAGCUACAGAAGUCCCCUAUCACUCUUACCCUUCAGUUCACACCUGUAUACACAGCAUCUCAUCUUUCCAGGAGCUGCCAGCCUCAUGUAUUUCCUGACUUGUCUGGAGUGGCCUCUCCCAGUCACCUCUGCUCCCAACCCCUGUUUAGAAUCCUCAUUUCUAGGGCUCAUGCCUGCAUCCCAGCACUCCACUCUGUGCUGCAUGUGCUGUAGUGUCAUCUAGAGAACAGAUACUCUGUACUCUAGAAAUUUUUUGCUUCCAAAGUAAGAGGCCCACAAAUAAGAUACAGCAGUCUUUGUUUCAACAGUUUCCCAGAAUCCAGUCUGCCCAUCUCUGUGCUGGGCAACUGAAGGAAUUUAAAAGCAGGUCAGAUCUCCCUUAUCAGAUAGGAAAUGCAGCUGGGGAUGUAGCUAGAUGAAAGAAUGCUUGCAUGUGCAAGGCCUUGAGUUGUAUCAUCAGGUAGGGAAGAGGGCAAGUAACUGUUUCUUCCCUCUACCAUCCUACCUACCCCGUGACUCCCACUACGUCUCUGCAUUUGGACUAGCCAAGGAAUAGAUGUUAAGUCCUACCCAAUUUUCCCCAGCAGCGUCCAUUUCCAAGAGAGUAUGAAGAGAGUUCGUCUGUAGGGCAGGGAAGAUGGCGGACAAGCGCAAACUCCAAGGUGAGAUUGAUCGCUGCCUCAAGAAGGUGUCCGAAGGCGUGGAGCAGUUUGAAGAUAUUUGGCAAAAGCUCCACAAUGCAGCCAACGCGAACCAGAAAGAAAAGUAUGAGGCUGACCUAAAGAAGGAGAUUAAGAAGCUACAACGGCUGAGGGACCAGAUCAAGACAUGGGUGGCAUCCAACGAGAUCAAGGACAAAAGGCAGCUUAUCGAAAACCGCAAGCUCAUUGAAACGCAAAUGGAACGGUUCAAAGUCGUGGAACGAGAGACCAAAACCAAAGCUUAUAGCAAGGAGGGCCUGGGUCUGGCUCAGAAGGUGGACCCUGCCCAGAAGGAGAAGGAAGAGGUUGGCCAGUGGCUCACGAACACCAUUGACACCCUAAAUAUGCAGGUGGACCAGUUUGAGAGUGAGGUGGAGUCACUGUCGGUACAGACCCGCAAGAAGAAGGGCGACAAGGAUCAGAAGCAGGACCGGAUUGAGGGCUUGAAGCGGCACAUCGAGAAGCACCGCUACCAUGUGCGCAUGCUGGAGACCAUCCUGCGCAUGCUGGACAAUGACUCCAUCCUGGUUGACGCCAUCCGAAAGAUCAAGGAUGACGUGGAGUACUACGUUGACUCGUCCCAGGACCCCGACUUUGAAGAGAACGAAUUCCUCUAUGACGACCUGGACCUCGAGGACAUUCCACAGGCGCUGGUCGCCACCUCCCCCCCCAGCCACAGCCACAUGGAGGAUGAGAUCUUCAACCAGUCCAGCAGCACGCCCACCUCAACAACUUCCAGCUCUCCCAUCCCACCCAGCCCAGCUAACUGCACUACGGAAAACUCUGAAGAUGAUAAGAAGAGAGGCCGCUCGACAGAUAGUGAAGUCAGCCAGUCUCCAGCCAAAAACGGCUCCAAGCCUGUCCACAGCAACCAGCACCCCCAGUCCCCAGCUGUGCCGCCCACCUACCCCUCUGGCCCCCCACCUGCCACUUCUGCCUUGAGCUCCGCCCCUGGCAACAAUGGGGCCUCUACCCCAGCAGCACCUCCAAGUGCCCUGGGCCCCAAGGCCAGUCCGGCUCCCAGCCACAACUCGGGUACUCCUGCCCCCUAUGCCCAGGCUGUGGCCCCACCCAAUGCCAGCGGGCCCAGCGCUGCCCAGCCCCGGCCUCCUAGUGCCCAGCCGAGCGGCGGGGGAAGCGGUGGUGGCAGCGGAGGGAGCAGCAGCAGCAGCAGCAGUGGCACAGGCGCGGGGGCUGGCAAGCAGAACGGUGCCACCAGCUACAGUUCGGUUGUUGCAGACAGCCCUGCGGAGGUGGCUCUGAGCAGCAGUGGGGGCAGCAGUGCCAGCAGCCAGGCCCUGGGCCCCACUUCAGGCCCUCACAACCCAGCUCCCAGCACCUCGAAGGAACCCAGUACGGCAGCACCAGCGGGGGCUGGGAGUGUGGCUUCAGGCUCAGGGAACAAUUCGGGGGGACCCAGCCUCUUGGUGCCACUGCCUGUGAAUCCUCCCAGUUCUCCGACACCCAGCUUCAGUGAGGCCAAGGCAGCUGGCCCCCUACUCAAUGGUCCCCCGCAGUUCAGCACCACCCCGGAGAUAAAGGCCCCUGAACCUCUGAGCUCUCUGAAAUCCAUGGCAGAACGGGCAGCUAUCAGCUCUGGUAUUGAGGACCCUGUGCCAACGUUACACCUAACAGAGCGAGACAUCAUCCUGAGCAGCACAUCAGCACCCCCCACCUCAGCCCAGCCAGCCCUGCAGCUGUCAGAGGUGAACAUACCAUUGUCACUGGGCGUGUGUCCCCUGGGGCCGGUGUCCCUCACCAAGGAGCAGCUUUACCAGCAAGCCAUGGAAGAGGCCGCCUGGCACCACAUGCCCCACCCCUCUGACUCUGAGCGCAUUCGGCAGUACCUCCCCCGGAACCCUUGCCCGACACCCCCCUACCACCACCAGAUGCCACCCCCACACUCGGACACAGUGGAGUUCUACCAGCGCCUGUCAACUGAGACACUCUUCUUCAUCUUCUACUAUCUGGAGGGAACCAAGGCACAGUAUUUGGCAGCCAAGGCCCUAAAGAAGCAGUCCUGGCGAUUCCACACCAAGUACAUGAUGUGGUUCCAGAGGCACGAGGAGCCCAAGACCAUCACAGAUGAGUUUGAGCAGGGCACCUACAUCUACUUUGACUACGAGAAGUGGGGCCAGCGGAAGAAGGAAGGCUUCACCUUUGAGUACCGCUACCUGGAGGACCGGGACCUCCAGUGACACCGGCCCCUCUACCUGACCCCUCCCCCGCAUGCUGAUCCCCCUGCCCAGGUGAGGGCCCUGCCCUGGAAGACUGGGGGAGGCCCAAGGCCAUGAGGCACCCUCCCCCCCAGGAAGCAGGGAAAGGGCAGGGAGGCUUUCUCCUCCUCUCUGCCCUACCCUGGGGGCCUGGGGGCGAGGGCUGCCCCUUCCUCCCCUCCCCAGUGAGGGACAUUUUUUGGUAAACCUAUUUUCAUUUUGGAAAAUAUUUAUGAAUAAAUAGUUUUAUAUGA
Messenger RNA from Peromyscus leucopus (white-footed mouse), 4975 nucleotides. It is a transcript of the gene Cnot3, whose product is annotated as CCR4-NOT transcription complex subunit 3. The coding region runs from base 2442 to 4703 and encodes 753 amino acids. The record is from RefSeq and is a predicted model, not a curated record. The transcript is spliced from 17 exons. Gene Ontology annotation, cellular component: CCR4-NOT core complex; P-body; nucleus. Lineage: Eukaryota; Metazoa; Chordata; Mammalia; Rodentia; Cricetidae. Gene Ontology annotation, biological process: nuclear-transcribed mRNA poly(A) tail shortening; regulation of DNA-templated transcription; regulation of stem cell population maintenance.